AUGCAUCUGUGCCGGGGCCGCGCGUUGGGCAUCUCGGUGGCGGUGGCGCACGGGGUCUUCUCGGGCUCGCUGAACAUCCUGCUGAAGUUUCUCAUCAGCCGCUACCACUUCGUCUUCCUGACGCUGCUGCAGUGCCUGACCAGCUCCACGGCGGCGCUCAGCCUGGAGGUGCUGCGGCGCCGGGGCGCCCUGGACAUGCCGCCCUUCGGUUUCAGCCUGGCGCGCCUCUUCGCGGGCGUCACGGUGCUCUCCACGCUGCAGUCCAGCCUCACUCUCUGGUCCCUGCGCGGGCUCAGCCUGCCCAUGUACGUGGUCUUCAAGCGCUGCCUGCCCCUGGUCACCCUGCUCAUCGGCGCCCUGGUGCUCAAGAACGGCAUCCCCUCCGUCGGGGUGCUGGUGGCCGUCCUCAUCACCACCGUCGGGGCGGCUCUGGCAGGUGCAGGUGACCUGACUGGUGAUCCCAUUGGGUAUGUGACUGGAGUGCUGGCUGUGUUGGUGCAUGCAGCAUAUUUGGUACUCAUUCAAAAGGCAAGUGCAGAUAGUGACUAUGGGCCCCUCACAGCCCAGUAUGCCAUUGCUGUGUCAGCCACACCUUUUCUCAUCAUCUUCUCCUUUGCCAGUCUGGAUGCUAUCAAUGUCUGGUCCUUCCCAGGAUGGAAAGAUCCUACCAUGACAUGCAUCUUUAUUGCAUGUGUCUUUAUUGGCUGUGCCAUGAAUUUCACCACUCUUCAUUGCACCUACAUCAACUCAGCUGUAACCACCAGUUUUGUUGGAGUGCUGAAGAGCAUCGCAACUAUCACAGUUGGUAUGGUGGCAUUCAAUGAUGUACAACCCACAAAACUGUUUAUAGCAGGUGUAGUGGUAAAUACCAUGGGCUCCAUCAUUUAUUGUGUGGCUAAAUAUAUUGAAACCAGAAAGCAGAGUAAUUAUGAAGACCUGGAGAAGGAAGCUAGGGAAGAAGAGAAGAAAGAAUGUGAUGCAGCUCAGCCACCAUUUGUAAUGGAGGAGAUAUCCAAGGAGUUGGCACCUGAAGAUACCACAGUAGAGGAGUCAGCAAAUGGAAACAAUCAGCCAAGUAUAAAGGAAAAGAAUGGCACUCUGGGAGCAGCAAAUACACACACUGUCCGUGAAGGCACCAGCUCUGAAGGACUGACCAAAAGCUCAUUAAAGGAUGCCUAUCUUGGAGUAUGGAGGUUGGUUAGGGGGGCUAAUUACAUGAAGAAAGAUUACCUAAUAGAGAAUGAAGAGCUACCAAGUCCUUGA
Molecule: messenger RNA, 1263 nt
Organism: Eublepharis macularius
Lineage: Eukaryota; Metazoa; Chordata; Lepidosauria; Squamata; Eublepharidae
Gene: SLC35D3
Product: solute carrier family 35 member D3
Exons: 2
Coding region: 1-1263 (420 amino acids)
Cellular component (GO): Golgi apparatus
Molecular function (GO): antiporter activity
Source: RefSeq, a predicted model, not a curated record